GUGUAUUAUUUGCGCUACCAAUAACUACUGUUUACAAAGUGUAAUGCAGUGUACAUGUAUGUACUUCCUCAUACUUUCUGGGAUAUUAACCCAUGUAAGUCAAUGGACACAUCGAAACACAACCUUUGUUGGUGUAGGUUUUGGUCCAAUGCUUGACAAAGACACACUAUUUUUGUGCCCAAAGCAAAUAAGCCAAUGUUUUCAUUGUGGACCAAACAUUUUUUUUAGUGCGUCAUAGCAAAAGUUCAGCCCAUAAAAAGUCGUCUUGUCUGCACUGAAAGUACGAAACUGCCUACAAAAUAACAUUAAUUGGUUAUCAGUUUGCAUUAAAAAUGGAACCAGCUUGUAUGAAAAUGACCCUGUUGGUCUUCCUGGCCGUGUUUGCUAUGAGAGCAAGGUCCCAAACUCAGCAUAGCAUUGGGCCCUACACAACGAGCGAGACUGAGCGAUGUGUGUGCCAGCCACACAUCACAGUCAACCCGCCAGUUUGCGGACGAUCCGUUCCCGUGAACUCCGGUACCGGCGGCUACAACUGUACGACCGUCCAGGAAAUACUUCGUACAGUAUCAAUAAAUCAAGAAGAUACAACACGUAAAGUAGAUACUGUUUCCUCCGAGCUGACCGAUACUAAACGUAUAGUCGAGGAAUUGCAAGCAAAUCAGGAGACUGUCUCCUCCGAGCUGACUGGUACUAAACGUAUAGUCGAGGAAUUGCAGGACACAGUCUCAGCGGUCUCCUCGGAGGUCCAGGGUUUAAGACGACAGCUUGAAGAUCUUCAAGUGUCUGUUUCUACCUUGAUUGAAUUCCUUCAUGUUAGACUUGUCCCUCCAAAUGAUUGUUCCGAGAUUCUUGCAAGGGGUGAAUUGAUCAGUGGCGUGUACCCGGUUCAACCUCUAGACUCCGGUGAAGCUUUCCAGGUAUACUGUGAUAUGGAAACAGACGGUGGUGGAUGGACGGUUUUCCAGCGGCGUCAGGACGGCAGUGUAGAUUUCUAUUUGGACUUUGCCAACUACAGCCGGGGCUUUGGGAAUCUAGAGGGAGAGUUUUGGCUCGGUAACGACAACUUGCACCGUCUGACUGCUCAGGGCGAGUACGAACUCCGCGUAGAUCUCACAAGCCUCGACGACGAUACCGGCUUUGCCUGUUAUGGCUCGUUCAGCAUCGCCGAUGUAAGCGAUAACUACACGCUUACAGUGGGAAAUUACUCGGGAACAGCAGGAGAUAAGUUAUCACACCACAAUAACCAGGCCUUCUCGACCAAAGACCGAGACAACGAUGCAUCUAGUGGUAACUGUGCUGAGCUAGGCCACGGAGCCUGGUGGUACCGUUCCUGCACCUACUCCAAUUUGAACGGGAGAUACUACAAUGAGGCCUCUAUAAGCGCAUACGGAAUUAGGUGGCGUGGCUUUUCGGGUUACCGCUCACUCAAAACAACUGAGAUGAAGAUUAGAAGGAAAGUUUAGUCCUUAAUUAAGAUGGACACCAUUAU
Molecule: messenger RNA, 1489 nt
Organism: Asterias rubens (European starfish)
Lineage: Eukaryota; Metazoa; Echinodermata; Asteroidea; Forcipulatida; Asteriidae
Product: ficolin-2-like
Exons: 4
Coding region: 333-1463 (376 amino acids)
Source: RefSeq, a predicted model, not a curated record